AAAAAUGGGGCCAUGUUAAUCUAAAUCAAAAUUGAAAUCAAGUAAAGAUUUGAAAUAACCAACAUAAAUGAGAAAAACUGAUCAAGUACUCACAAACAAUAACCCAUCACUUAAUCUUCCAAGUUUUUCUCCUAACUAAGAAGUGAAUAGUGAGCCUUCUGAUGAAACUAAAAAGAACUUGUCUUAACUAAAGGUUUAUAAGUCUUCAUUCACACGGUUUUAUAGUGAAAUCACUUAAGGAAACAUGAAAUGUAUGUUUAUAUGUUUAUAUAAAUAAGUGUCAAUGAAUUAGAAGUUGGUUCAGCAUAAUCUAACAGGUAAAAUAAGAGUAGUUGAACAAUAUGAAAGAAAUGAAUAAAAUGAAGAAUUCAUAGCUCAAUUAAAGUGUUAACCAUUGGUAAUGAUUAUAACAUAUAAUUUAUAUAGGAUAAUCCUCGAAUUGUUAAUGUGUAUGAGUUAUUUAUUGAUGGUGAUUUCUUCUAUUUGAUAAUGGAUUAUUGUAGUGGAGGUCAACUAUCGUAUUACUAUGAAGAUAAAUCCAAAAUACCAUUUAAUGAAGCUGAAAUAGCAUCAAUUAUCUAUUAAGCAGCAGAAUCACUUAGAUAUUUAGAAAAGAUUGGAUUAUGUCAUGGCUAUCUUAAUCUAAGUAGUUUUUCUAGAGUUGAUACAUCACAUAAUUUUUAAAUUAAACUAAGUGAUAUAAGGGGUCUAUUUGUGAAACCAGACUUAAAUGAAUAAAAUGUUUUUACUAUACCUCCAGAAGCUUGUUCAAUAAGAGACUAGAAUGUAUUUAACAACUCUAGAGAUCUUUGGAAUUUAGGAGUGAUAGCCUAUUAAAUGAUAUGUGGUUAUCCUCCAUUUGAAGGUAACACUAUUGAAUCAGUGAAAUCUUAAAUUAAAAAGAUGGCUGCAUAAUAUAAUAAUUUUUAAUUCGACAGAGUCUCUAAAUUAUGUAGAUAAUUGAUUUAAAGAGUUUUAGUUCCUAUUAAAUAAAGAAUUUCUCUUUAAUCAUUUAUGAAUGAUCAUUGGUUCAAAAUUAGAAUUAAAUAAAAUGAUCAAAAUAUAUUAAAUAAACUUUAACAAAAUAAAGUUAAAAUUUCUGAAUUGUAACAAUUAUUUUUGAUAUUUAUGAUCAAAAAUAUAUGUUCAGCUGAUUAACAAUAACUUUAUACUGAAUUUGUUAAUUUAGAUGAAAAUUAAGAUGGAUAAUUAACUAAAGAAGAGAUUCUUAAAGUUUAUUCUAAUAAAUUUGAUACAAAAGCUGAAGCAAAAUUAUUUAUAGAAAAUAUUUUUAAAAUUGCAGAUGUAGAUAAAAGUGGAACUAUAGAUUUUGGAGAAUUUUUAGUUGCAAUAACUGACAAAUCUGGAUUGUUAACAGAAGACAAUCUCAAGACUACAUUUAAAAUGGUUGCUUCAAGUAAUGGAAAAAUAACUACCUAAAAACUUAGAUUCCAUUUUAGUACUUCAACAUCUAAAUUAGAUAAAUUAUUUUAAGAAAAUUUUAGUAAUCCAUAAGUAUUAUAUAUAUCAAAUAUAAAUAGAAUGUUGGUUAUUCUGAAUUUGAAUGCUUGAUGAAAUAGUUAUUGUGAUUUUAUAUAUUUAUAAAUAUUCGAGUUGC
This is a messenger RNA of Paramecium sonneborni, 1618 nucleotides long. NCBI's taxonomy places the organism in Eukaryota, Ciliophora, Oligohymenophorea, Peniculida, Parameciidae. The record is from the annotation of a GenBank genome assembly.